Messenger RNA from Lachancea sp. 'fantastica', 462 nucleotides. The record is from the annotation of a GenBank genome assembly. NCBI's taxonomy places the organism in Eukaryota, Fungi, Ascomycota, Saccharomycetes, Saccharomycetales, Saccharomycetaceae.
AUGUCCACAUAUGAAGAGGAACAUAGCAUUACCCAAACUACAUCAGACAGUAGACGGGAUCUCAGAAACCAUAUUCGCGAGCUUUACCAGGAGAAUGGCGAUUCCAACGCCCUCUUGGAAUUGCUUUCGCAACUAAUUCCGGAAUCGAUGCAAGAAGAGCUUCUCCAAGACCAAAAACAAGGUUGUCCGGACCAUUACGUGGACUCGCUUCCUCGAGUGAACAAUAACAAAAUUGGCCUUCACGAUUCUUGUAGUAUAUGCUGCUGCAAAUACAAGGAAGACGAUUUCCCCUUAGUGGUAGAAUUGCCGCAUUGUGGCCAUCGCUUCGAUCUUGAAUGCGUAGCGGUUUGGCUUUCCAAGAGUACCACCUGUCCGCUGUGCAGAGACGACGUUUUGUCACACAAGCCUAAAAUCGAUGUUAGCGAGGUCGAAAUGGAGGACGAUUGGGGAAUGUACGGAUGA